UCUUUCUUUUCUUUUCUUCUUUUUUUUAUUUUUUUUUUUCAACGUUUUUUGUUUUACCUUGUUAAUUUUUCAGUUUACGUUAUUUUAACCAACCUAGUCGUUCCUUUGUAUUGUUAAUUGUUUCCCCGAGUGUAUUACUUUCAUUCUAUUUGAGUUUUAACUUUGAAUCCCAAAUUUCCCCCUUUCAUAAUAGAUUUAUUUCCAUCAUUUGUUUUAAUUCUUUCCUAAAAAAAGUUUUGUUAUAAUAAGUGCAUAAUGUCUGAACAACAACACCCAAUUGAAAAACAAGUUGAGCAACCAGUUGAAUCGGUUGAAGCCCCAGUUGAAGCCCCGGUUGAAACUCCUGCUGAACAAAAUGAACAACAACAUUCCACUGAAAAUGAACAGCCAGUUGACCAAGACCACCCAGAGCCAGAAGUUAAUCCUGCUAGUGCAAUUGAAGGUGGCCGUGAAGUGUCGAACAAAAUCUUAUACGUUGGUGGUUUACAUAAAUCAGUUACCGAAGAUAUUUUAAGAGAUUUAUUUUCAGUUGCUGGUAAUAUUGAAUCAAUUAAGAUUUUAAACGAUAAAAAUAGACCCGGUUUCAAUUACGCUUUUAUCGAGUUUGAAAAUACUCAAUCUGCUGAUAUGGCUUUACAUACUUUAAAUGGUCGUAUCAUUAAUAAUUCUGAAAUUAAAAUUAAUUGGGCUUUCCAAUCUUCUUCAAUAAAUUCUAAUAAUACUAUAGAUGAACCUAUUUUCAAUUUAUUCGUUGGUGACUUGAGUCCUGAAGUUGAUGAUGAGUCUUUGGGUAGAGCUUUUAGUAAAUUUCCAUCUCUUAAACAAGCUCAUGUCAUGUGGGAUAUGCAAACUGCUAGAUCAAGAGGUUACGGUUUUGUUACUUUUACUCAACAAAAUGAUGCAGAAUUAGCUUUACAAACUAUGAAUGGUGAAUGGAUUAAUGGAAGAGCCAUUAGAUGUAAUUGGGCAUCUCAUAAGUCUUCAAACGGUAAUUCAAAUCACUUUAGAAAUAAUCGUCAUAAUCAUCAUCAUCAAAAUAAUAAUUCAAAUCGUCAAUAUAGACAUUUUAAUAAUUUAAACGUUUUACCUCAACAGCAAUUAUCAAAUUCAAACUUGGUUCCAAAUAAUAACUUUGGUUCUCCAAAUCUUCAACAAAAUUUACCAAAUCAAUCAAAUAAUGCGGUUGGUUCAAACGUUCAAGUUCCUCCUCCUUCAAACCCUGCUGCUGCUGCUGCUGCUGCCGUAGCUGCUGCUGCCGCUGCCAAUGGUGGUCAACAGAAUAUCCCAGUCAUGUCUCCUCAAUCUUAUGAUAUCGUUUUAAGACAAACUCCGUCAUGGCAAACUACAGUUUACUUAGGUAAUAUCGCUCACUUCACUCAACAAACUGACUUAAUUCCUUUAUUACAGAAUUUUGGUUUCAUUGUUGACUUCAAAUUCCAUCCAGAAAGAGGUUGUGCUUUUGUAAAAUAUGACUCUCACGAAAGAGCUGCCUUGGCUAUUGUUCAGUUGGCUGGUUUCACCAUAAAUGGUAGACCUUUGAAAUGUGGUUGGGGUAAAGAUAGACCUCCAAUGGGUAAUCAAUAUCAAAACUAUGGUAGAGGUGCUCCUCCUCCAUCUUCCUUAUACGGUCAAGGCAGACCUUAAGUCAUUGACCGUUGUAUUUUCAUGAUGUUAUUGAAACUUAAUGAUUCAUCGUUGUUUUGUUUAGCUUUAUGAUCUUCCGUUCACUACUGUUUUAUCCUAUUCUUUUAUUUUUGUCUUUUUUUUUUUACAAGUUUGUUCUUACUCCUUACAUAAACACAUAAAGAUCUUUCUUCUCUUGUCUUUCUGUUUCUAUCUCUGUUAUUAAACG
Messenger RNA from Hyphopichia burtonii NRRL Y-1933, 1852 nucleotides. RefSeq lists its product as uncharacterized. Gene Ontology annotation, cellular component: cytoplasmic stress granule. The record is from RefSeq and is a predicted model, not a curated record. Gene Ontology annotation, molecular function: mRNA binding. NCBI's taxonomy places the organism in Eukaryota, Fungi, Ascomycota, Pichiomycetes, Serinales, Debaryomycetaceae. The transcript has a single exon. Gene Ontology annotation, biological process: cytoplasmic stress granule assembly; regulation of mRNA stability; nuclear-transcribed mRNA catabolic process, nonsense-mediated decay. The coding region runs from base 256 to 1644 and encodes 462 amino acids.